GAUGAGUGAGCCCCGGCGCCACUGCAGCCCGUAGAAGGUCGUGCGCGAUUCGCUAUACAGCAGUGCCCCUCGGUGACAGUGCUUUUUCGCCGUUCAACGAUUCGAUGAUUCGCCGCCUGACGCUGCCUGCUCGCCACAGCUGAACGGAUACACACACAAUUCGCCAGUCAUGUUGUUCACCCAACACCUAUUUAUUAUCAUUGCCGUGGGCGUUGCCCUCAUCACAUGCUGCCAGUCGUCUACUACUGCUGAAACGGAAGAGAGCUUACGGAAAGCACAGAAAAAUGAAAGGCAACCAGCUUCCAGAGUAGAGCGCUCAGCGGAUCCCUACAGCGACGACGAACCUCCACCGGCCGCCACCGAGCCGAGGAAGAACAGUGAGUUAAAAUCACGGGUCAAGCGCACGCGCGUAUUACCCUAUCGGUUGGUGCGACAGGCGUCACCCGCCAUUCCCGUCGGAUUCCCCCAGUACCAGACUCAAACGGGUACCUACCAGCAGUCCUGGUACACGGACUCAUCGGGAAGGGUCAUUACUAGCCAUCAAGUGACCGAUCGUCGACUUCAACCAUCGGGACCAGCGAUCUCAUGGGUCUCCGGAAGCCCCCUGCCUCCGGGAGCUCCGGUUCCACCGGGUUUACACGAAGCGAUAAUGAAGCUUCUAGCUGGCGCAGUGCAGCCAGUGAACCCGACGGCACCCGGACCCCAAGUAAUCCCGGUCGGAGGCAAUGGACGAGUGGGCCAGCCAGGAGCGCCCACACAGCAGCCGUACGGAGUGGUUGGCGGUGCUCACUCCAUCAUUCCGGGGGUCCUUGGGAUCUCCGACGGUGUGGCUACCGUACAAGACGAGGCCGAACAGGAGAUCAACAGGCCGGAAAGAUCCCAAAAACCCGGCCAGGGUGCGCAGGACGUGAGGCCUGGUGCACAACCGAAGCUUGUGCUUUCGUUCAAGAAGGGACUGCACCCUGAGGAGGAAGACGAAGAAGAUGUGAAGGAUGAGAAGGAGGAAAGGUUACCCAGAAUGCCGCCAUGGCAAGGUGGAGGCGUCAUUCCUCCUGGCCACGGUGGGGUCCCACCUGGCCACGCAAAAAGGGGACAUGGUAAAGGAAGAAAAGGAGGAGGUGGGCCCCACGGUGGGCCCCAUGGUGGUCCUCACGGUGGACCUCAUGGUGGACCUCACGGCGGUCCUCCCGGUGGACCUCAUGGUGGUCCUCAUGGUCGUCCUCAUGGUGGUCCGCACGGUGGUCCUCCUGGAGGUGAGGAUUGGGACUACUAUGACGCCCACGAAGGUCGUGGAGGACGUGGUCCUCCACGUGGUGGUUAUCCCGACCCAGGUCCUGGAGACUACGGUCCUGAAGGCCGCCCACCACCGCCGAAACCUCACCACAGGCCACCUCCCGAAGAAAGACCACCACAACGGCCUCCGCCACCAGAAGAUCAGUACCAAAAUCCACCACCGCAACAGCGGCCGCCGCCGGUACAGAGGCCCCCGCCGCCUCUUCCGUACGACCCGAACGAACCAGAGGAACAACCCGAGGACGUUUCCGCAGGCGGAGGAUCAUCGCAGAGCCCAAACUUACGAGAUUUGCAGCCACUGUGCGGAGUCCGGAGCCUCGCGUUUGCGGAAGACAAGACGAGCGACUACCAGACGGUGCCUUUCAUCGUGGGCGGCAACGUGACGUCACACCGUAGCUGGCCAUGGAUGGCAAAACUUGAAGUUCUGAAUCCCGACGAAAUAACAUACAAAUUCCUCUGUGGUGGCAGUCUCAUCAGCGCCCGAUACAUGAUCACCGCUGCGCAUUGCUUCAGUCCCAUACCAGAGCGCGCGCAGAACUACCGCGUGGUGUUCUUCUCCCCACGGCCGGGAUUCACUCUGGAGCGCAUCGUGGAGAAGAUCAUCAUCCACGAGAAGUACAACAGCUACUCGCACUACUACGACAUCGCGGCGGUACGCUUCAACCGCGACCUGCUGCGGCCCUUCAUGCCCAUCUGCCUGCCCACCCCGUCAUUCACCAGUCGAGCCCUGGCUGACCAAGAAGCGUACGUCAUCGGAUGGGGUUCCACAAAAUUCGGUGGGCCCAGCAGCAAGGAACUUCGGGAGGUGUCGCUGCCCAUAUGGUCGAACUCGGAGUGCAAGAAGGUCUACGACCCUCUCAACUCGCAGCACAUCGACCGAGGCAUCACGCCGCAACAGCUCUGCGCUGGCCGCAAGGAAGGCGGCGUCGACGCAUGCCAGGGCGAUUCCGGCGGACCCCUCAUGGUGCUGGACAGCAACAAAAGGUGGACCCUGGUGGGCAUCGUCUCGUUCGGCCACUCGUGCGCAAGUCCAAACUUCCCAGGAGUGUACACGCGAACGGACUCCUACCUCGACUGGAUAAGACAGAACGUCAACUUCACAGCGUGACCUACCGCUGUCAUCGAAUGUUAGGAUCUUGAUAAUUUGUUUCUUCAGAAAAACUUUUGCAUCGAAGUGGAUGCUCCCUCACUCUUACUUUUCUUUUGACGCCGAGAACUCUGCGCUGGUCGCACAAGGACUUGUGGACAGUCAAAGCGGGAUGUGGUAAAUGGACACGAAAUUCUCCGAUGAAGCUGCCGUACGUUCGCACUCUCUUUCAAAGCUAUCAGACAUAUACCAUAAAGAGCGAAAGUUUGGACCAGUUUUGGUGAGAUGGCGGUAAAGCGUUCCUGCUUUUCCAGCACAGGUACACUAUAAGCACUCAAAAAUAUCUAGCCUUUCGAUUCAUCUUCCCAAUAGACCUUUAUGACCAGUCUACUCUGACAUUUCAUAUAAUCAUAUACUUAAGCCCCGCCGUUGUUAAAAGAAACCACGGUUAAUUUUACUUUGGCAAUUGUUUUCUGAGUCAAAUCGCCAACAAAAUACUGCAGGUUCACCAGUACUGUAGGUUCCAGUGGGACCAUGUAGUUGCAAUCUCUACUACUUCGGAGUUACUUAUGUAUAGGGCGGACUGUUUUCCCAGAAGUGACGAGGUGAUUUAAAAUGUAAAACAUCUCGUUCAGAGUUUGAUUGAUAUGUGGGGUGUAACAUCCCCAAACCAUCAUAUGAAUAUGAGAGGCGCUCUGGCUCAGAGUUUCAUAUGCUCAAUGAAAACAAAGGGUUUUUUUAUUGAGUGAUACAUCUGUGUUCGCCAGAUAUAUGUGAUCCAAUAACUGUAUAUGUAUAGCAGUGCUGUGCAUCUGGUCUGGUUGUAGCGUAUGAUUCGGGUGCUCCUGGAAGUUUGAAAUUUUUCAGCUUCAAGGAGCUGUACUGUACUUACAGUAUGAAUUCAUGUGAGUGAGAUAUAACACGAAAUGACAAGCAUUUCUUAUUGUUUUUUAGUUUACGAAAUCAUGCUUAGAACAAGUGUCGUGGGGUAUAGAAGAGUGCUCAAGAUCUUGUGAAUUUCAGCACAUAUACAAAAGAAAGACGCGUAAAUAUGACGGGUGUUUCUUUUUGUGUGUUCGUUCCGUUGCGCUUGCUAAGAUGCAGAGAGACAGAGAUAAAUAGAGAAGAAAGGCAGGGAGGUUAACCAAGCUUGGCUCGGUUGGCUACCCUACACUUGGGGUGGGGGAAAGGUAGAAUAAUAGAAAGGAAAGAGAUAGAAAAGGAGUAAGGAAGAGAAGGAUGAAUAGUCAGCUCGAGACUACACAGCGCUGUCUCACACUGUUCUUUCACAAGUGGUGUGAAUUAUGGUGGUCCUUAAGAAGUACAACAGGGCUUUCGUGGCUCUGCACGUAUGGUAAACCGUCAGCCAAGGUCCCAGGAUUUGCUCUUUUGUAAGCGGCCGUGAAUCCAGCUGGACAGAGCUUGGCUUCCAUAAUACGCCAGUUCAGACUUGUAUGCUGGGCAAUGGCAUAGGAUGUGCUCGAGCGUUUCCUCGCAGGCGCAGAUGUUGUAUGCCGAACUGCUCGCCAUUUCAAAGAGACGAGAGUACGCAUUCGUAAAUGCCACGCUCAACCUCAUGCGACACAGUUAAGUUUCAGCGCACCGUGGGAGCCCGGAUGGCAAACAAAGUUGCAAGUUUGGGUUGAUCGAAUACAGGUGCGUGUCGGAAAAACCCGGCGUAUUCCAUUGUAGGAGAGUGAUACAAUGAGCAAGUGAUUGUAGUAGCCUUGCAGCGUCCGUUCUCAAGAGUGGUAUGGGCGUACGCAGGCGUUGGUCAUGAACCGAUCGAGCAGUUUUAUCCGCGCGGCCAUUGCCGACAAUUCGCAAUGACUCGGCAACCACUGAAAUACAAUAUCAUGACCUUCCUUGAGCGCUUUGUGGUAGUCGUGCCUUAUCUGAUAUACUGAUUGUUCGUGUAAUCCGUGCUGCAUAGCAAACCGUAGUGUCUGUAAGGCUGACCUCGAGUCGCAAAAGAUGGCCCAUUGGUUAGGUUGCUGCCGAAGAAUGUAAUUCACUGCACCUUGAAGCGCUGCGAGCUCUGCUGCGGUCGACGUCGUGGUGUGAGAGAACUUGUAUCGAAGCAAGACAUUAUCACAUGGAACAACCACUGCUCCUGUAGAGCUGUUGGAAUUAGUGGAGCCAUCGGUGUAAACAUGUAUGCGGUCGAAGUACCUUUUGUCGAACAGUCGCAAAGUCAAUUGCUUCAGGGCUAACGGUGAUAUGCGUGCCUUCUUAACGUUUUCAGGAACUGAUAAGCCCACGUCAGGUUGACGGAGACUCCAUGAUGCAGCUGCUGGAUGCAUCGCAAGUUUGAAGCUAGGCGGUAAUAUGUCCUGAUGUUUUGUCACAGUACCGCAGAACGAAGAAUGGGCCCUCUACGCCGUGAAACACGCUUAAUGAUGUGAUGGUAGCCGUGAUAAAUGCCGAAUGUGCGCUCUUAUCGUCUCGACAAUGAUAUGCGUUGUGACCGGCUGUUCUUUUGCGAUAGCAAUAGUUGCCGCUGUCGAUGAGCAUCUUGGAAGGUCAAGACAUGUCUGAAGUGCUUGGGCUUGUACGCUCUGUAGUGUACAGAUGUUAGUCUCGCACGUGUUCGACAGUACAGGAAGGCUGUACCGGAAAAUUCCGAGAAAGAGGGCAGUAUAAAGCUGCAACAUGGAGUGCACGGAUGGGCCCCAUGAUUUUCCGGCGACGAAAUUAAGUACACCCUCCAUGCCAAUGAGAUGCAUGCGUUGUACACUCGCCAACUAGCCCAAAUUUCCGCGGUGAAUACUCAAGAUCGUUCUCAUUUCUAACAGCUUCAUCUACAGCUGCGCUUUGAACACGUAACAAAACUCUCAUCAACAGGAUGUAGAGCUUUGAGGUUAAAUUCAUUGAAACAAUAAUUUUAUUACUCUAUUGAAUUUGAGAUCUUUGAAUUAAGCAACAGCGAAUAAAUGGGCAUUUCACAUUUUAUAAUAAUUAACAUGCCUUCCGUUUAUUGUACAUACACUGUUGGUUUCAUACACAAAAAUAAACUUUGCCUCAAGGUGUAAACGACGUUGAUUUUCGGUAAUAGAAGCAGCCCGGUGAGCCAGGCAUUUCUUCCAUGUGAUAGUGUUAAUAAAACAACAUUGACGAUGUCAACUUUUCAUCGCUUUAAUUAUGUAGUUACGCUUCUUGGCUGAUGUGUCUCGUCUACUGUGUCUUUACUGCGUCGUUGAUAUGUCGCUUGAUGUGUUUUGUAUUUUAUGUUCUUUUUGUCGACAGUACUAAGACAGUUUUGAGUUGUUCUGUGAUGUGAUUCUUCGCUGUUGUGCGUGUUCCUGUAAAUGAUAUUUAGAGUGUUAUGUGUUCUAUUUAAUAUUACUUUUGACGCCCUUUACGUGUUUUGUAUGGCAUAUUUUACUGCUCCUGUUUUAGUAAGCACAAAAUCUGAAAACCUUCAUGUUAUGCAAUAUAAUGCGGGUAUGUCGCCUUUUAGCACAGUCAGAUCGGCUACAGCUGGCGGAAACUCGCGAAGAAUGAACUGGUGAGAUCACGAAACACUGUAAUACUUCGGCUGUUUUGAAAUUGUGAUCUUUUAUGCCGUGAAAAAAAAAAACUUAUUCUGUUGCUUGAACCAAGUCGCUUACGCAACAGUGGUACUAAAUCACUUCAUAUGCAAUAAAAAGAACAGCAAUUGGUAAAGAAACCUUUCUUAGCAAAAUCUCCAAGGAGAUGGAUUGUACUUACUUCUACGUUGAAUAAACAUUUCACCGAGUGCCA
This is a messenger RNA of Rhipicephalus microplus (southern cattle tick), 6124 nucleotides long. RefSeq lists its product as uncharacterized. Gene Ontology annotation, molecular function: serine-type endopeptidase activity. Gene Ontology annotation, biological process: proteolysis. Lineage: Eukaryota; Metazoa; Arthropoda; Arachnida; Ixodida; Ixodidae. The record is from RefSeq and is a predicted model, not a curated record.